This is a messenger RNA of Rana temporaria (common frog), 780 nucleotides long. RefSeq names its product transmembrane protein 70 (gene TMEM70). NCBI's taxonomy places the organism in Eukaryota, Metazoa, Chordata, Amphibia, Anura, Ranidae. Gene Ontology annotation, cellular component: mitochondrial membrane. The transcript has 3 exons. The record is from RefSeq and is a predicted model, not a curated record. Bases 66 to 761 code for a protein of 231 amino acids. Gene Ontology annotation, biological process: mitochondrial proton-transporting ATP synthase complex assembly.
ACACACAGCAACGAAGAGUCCGGGGAGAAUAUCCGGGUCACAAAGGUCGGCCUGUCAUUGGCGGAAUGCUCCGGUUGGCGGUAUGCGGGAGACGGCCGGUGGGGCUUCUCCGGGUCACGUGCUGGGGAGCGGUGGGGGGCCGAGUGUGUCCUCCCCUCCCGGAAAGAGGAGCGGAGAGUGCAAGCCUAGGGGCUCCCUGUCAGGUACUACAUGGCUUGAGACCCGUUCAUUUCUUCAGUACGUCACCCAGUUCUUCACUCCCCGAAGAAGGCAGAUUGGUUUAUACCGGUAAUAUGGGCAGGGCAGUCCUCGGUGUGAAGUUCUUCUCCUAUUCCACCAGCAUUGCUAGCUUGUUUCUUAUGCCGUAUAUUUUGCUGAAGACUGGUAUUGGAGUGGACAGCCUUGUUCUGAAAGUAUUAUUCUGCAGUACAGUGGGAUUCUUCACUUUUGUCACCCCCGUUACUCUGCACAUAAUAACAAAGGGAUACGUGGCUCGCUUGUAUCACAACAGCGACAGAGACUUGUUCACUGCAGUUACAUAUAACGUCCUUCUUGCAGAAAAGAGGACUGUGUUUUCUCCUGCCGAUGUGGAGGUCCCUGGAGUGAGUAAGAUGUUCACAACCUUCUAUGCUAAGAAGAAAUCCAUGCUGGUCAAUCCAGACCUCUUCCCAAAUCCCUGGGACUACCAUCACCUUAUGGGCUUUGAUAAACCCUUCACCUUUAGUCCCGAAGAUCUGGAUAAGCCCUCAAAGGACCAAUAAAAGCUUUCUUUGUGUGUGA